AUGGACUCAGAGGACAUGACCCUCAUGCAAGAUGGACAAGACGAUGGACUAGUAGGGGAGUGGGAGACUGAGCCUUCAGAUGCCAGUGAAACAAUUACCAGCGCCAUCCGCGAUUAUGUGGAGACACCCUUCACUAUUGCUAUCGUUGAUGUUUUUACACUACAAACAAGCGCUUUUAUUCAUCGUGACGCCAAUAGUCUGUCUCCUGCAAUCGACCUUAUCCGUGCUGGCUUUCUCAGUCAUGUACCAGUGUCACCCUCAGUAGCCAUCUCACUUCGUACUCUGGAGCAUUUUCGCCUCCUCCGUCUCCGCAAACCUUCAUUUAGUGUCGAGGCCUAUGUCAAGGUGAUUUGUGAUUCAUACAAGGUACCUUAUAAACGUCGCUGGCGUACUGUACUAGCCGAUGCUUUUGAUACGUACUUGGCCAUACUUCGGCAGGUUGAGCAGAGAGUUAACGCUGCCCUCAGUCGCAGUACCUCCAACUGGCGCAUACUCAACUCAUGCCCUCCCUGCACCUAUGAGCUGGAGGAUGAGCCCUCAUUACCAUUCACUCGCAUGUAUGUCCUGGAUGGCGGGAACUCAGCCAAACGCAUGGCAGGGUUAGGAGGACGUGAGCGAGGAGACACGCGAACAUACACUGAGAGCGACUACAUCCUCCCACGUGACUUUGUUCAUAGCUUUGCCAACGAAGUUCGACCACGUCAUUCACAGGCUGCAGACCCAGUUGCGGGUGUUUCCAAUAUCAAAGAAGAAGAGGACGCACACCCCGAAGAUCUCAUGAUGCAGGUCAUGUCAUCCGACUGUAGCAAAAACUGGAAAGCAGCUGCCGAUGAAGAGAAGAAACGCAUGUGGUCUGUCUUCGAUGAAACGGGGAUUUUUGUUUCCGCUUGUCGCCAUGGCCUUUUGUUAUGGGUGACGGACAUGGUCAGCAGUGGCGAACUUGCGAAAUACCCUCUUGCGAUCAUAUCCAAUGUUAUCGAUGUUCUCGGUGAGCGCACUCUGGGGGCAUAUGAUAUAGGCUGUGGGUUUCAAUCAACCAUCCGCGCAAGCCGCCUGGGUGAUGCAUUCGAGAGGCAAAAGUGCCGUAUGUGUGUUGACGCGUUCCACGGUUAUGCACACAACUACCUAUGUCAAACGAAGAACCAUCCCAACGGAAUUGUUGGUGCGGGCAUUGAAGACUUCGGAACUAUUGAACGUUUUUUCAGUGCAUCAAAUGCUAUUGCCCCUGUUAUCCGAUAUGCCAGUUCAUACCGCCGUCAUGUCUUUUUGGACCUUUUUUUUAAGCAAUGGGAUGAGGAUAAGUACUUGAAUCUCGGUACCAUGAUAUACAACAACUACAAGCAAGCACUUGACAUUCUCUCAACGGAGUCAAUUGCUCUUGACGAAGCAAAGCGAUCACUCGACAUUCAGGAGGGGGAUCUGAAGACUUGGCGUCAGGAGGAGAUCGAGUAUUUCGCACAUCUGGGCAAAGAGACUGAGUGGGACGUUCACGCGAUGACAUAUGUGGAACUCCUACUGAAGCUGAGAGACGCAGAAUCUCAAGCACAGUCUGCAUCUGCACGAUUUCUAUCGACGACUCCAAUGGAUUAUCAGUUCAUAUCUUCUACGGGCACACAGCCUUAUUCCAGCGACAUGACAGCCACGAGGAAACUCGAGACACAAUGUCGGUACAGCGCGGAGCGUCUCGCUACAAUACAACAAGAUGUCGUUUCCAUGGAAGUGAAGAUGGGUAUCACUAACCGGUGGCAGCCUUCGUCACCUGAGUAUCAAGCAACGAUGAAGUAUAUGUCAAACUAUCAGUAUCAACGUGCAUUGGACAAUCUUCAGCGCUUAGUAGUUCAGCGGCUUUUCGAGCUUCAACGACUGAAUAUAUCACAGACUGCUUAUAAGAUGCGCACCCACAUAUCUAAAUCCCUUCAAACUCGGUGUCAUGCUAUCCAAAAUGCUGUCAAGACGUAUAACGCAGCUGCUGCUGCACUAUCACCCCCUCGUCCCCAGCUCGAUUGGUCUAAGGUAUCCCAUUACAGCUUUCUUGAGGAGUUCAACCUCCUGCGAGAUACACGACAAGACGUUCGCGAGAAAAUGUGGGCCAAACCUGCUAUCCGUGCAGUGAUCCGACAAUGGCUACGGAUUGAACGUGCAAAGGAGGAGAUAGAACGAUGCAAUGUGGAGAUACGCCGUUUACACACCGCCAUCAUCGAUGAAGACUCUCUAUUUACCCAAUGUCUCGCCUCGCUCGCAGCUGAACAUGUUAUCGAACAUGUUGCUGUGUACGAAUACUGCUCGCGUCGCCGUCUAAUCAACAUGCAAAUUCACUCGCUUCCAGGAUUCUCCGGCUCAAAUUCCGCAGGCAUAAGGAAAGGAUCCAGAGGGCGUACUACAGAGGAUAUUGCUCUGUCUAGCAGUGACGAAGUCGAGCACGACGACGAUGCUGCACCUGCUGUUGAUGAAGUUGAGGAAUUGACACAGGACAUUGGUACCUUGAUAGAAUAUCUCUCAGACUUAACACUUUAUCGUUGA
Messenger RNA from Suillus plorans, 2520 nucleotides. RefSeq lists its product as uncharacterized. The record is from RefSeq and is a predicted model, not a curated record. The transcript has 7 exons. Lineage: Eukaryota; Fungi; Basidiomycota; Agaricomycetes; Boletales; Suillaceae. The coding region runs from base 1 to 2520 and encodes 839 amino acids.